Molecule: messenger RNA, 2059 nt
Organism: Halichondria panicea
Lineage: Eukaryota; Metazoa; Porifera; Demospongiae; Suberitida; Halichondriidae
Product: ankyrin repeat domain-containing protein 50-like
Exons: 11
Coding region: 48-1886 (612 amino acids)
Biological process (GO): protein phosphorylation
Molecular function (GO): protein kinase activity; ATP binding; protein binding
Source: RefSeq, a predicted model, not a curated record
AGCAUGCGCAGUACGAACGUGCCCUGCCCUUUAUGUAAACUGUGCAAAUGGCUACAAGAAGUGACCUUGAUGCUCUGGUGGUCCAGGUGGAAGGAUUGAAUCUAGAGGAGAACAAAGCUGGCUCAGGGGCUUAUGGCUGUGUCUUUAGAGUGACGGUGAAUGGAAGACACUGCAUUGCUAAGAAGCUUCACUCCAUAUUGCUCCAAGAGCGAUCCCUUGGACAGAGGGAGAGCAUUGUGACAAAGUUCAGAAAUGAAUGUCAAAUUCUGAGUGUUUUACAUCACCCCAACAUAGUUGUUUUCGUUGGAGUCCAUUACGGCCGCGAUAAGAACGACAUCAGUCUAAUAAUGGAGAGGCUUCAUUCCGACUUGGCUGAUUUCGUUGAAACCCAUCGAGACACGAAUAUCGCCACUAGAAUCCAUAUCCUGUAUGAUGUAUCCAAGGGACUUCACUAUCUCCACUCUUUGACCCCUCCCCUCAUCCAUCGUGACCUCACUGCUCCCAACAUCCUGCUCACUGACGACCUCACUGCCAAAAUCGGAGACCUGGGCGUCUCCAGAUACGUUGAUCUGGAGAGAUUGACUCAUGUUCUGACAAAAAUUCCUGGAAAUCCAACCUACAUGCCUCCCGAGUGUCAUGAAAAACGGCCCACCUACACUACCAAGCUGGACAUCUUCUCAUUCGGUCAUCUCAUCAUUCACACUGUUAUCGGUGAUUUCCCUGAAGUCUCGUACUUUACUCCUGAGGUUAUCAAGCACGUGGAUGAUGGGAAAAUGGAGCUCAUGCGUCGAAGCACUGCUGUCCAUGGUGACAAAAUGGGGGAGAAACACGCUCUUUAUCCUCUUGUUGUUAGCUGCCUCCAUGACCGACCUCAACAGAGACCAUCAGUUGACGAAGUGAUUGUCUCACUCAGAAAGCUGUGUCUACAGCACCCCAGGAUGGCAUUUGUAGAUGCUUGUGAGACGGGUGAUGUGGGUGUGGUUCUGGAGCUACUGGAGUGUGGGGCUGAUCCCAACCAGGCAGACAAGGAUGGUUGGACUGCUCUUUACUGUGCCAGUAGGAAUGGACAUGAUGAGAUAGUGAGGGUCCUCUUAGCAGCCAAGGCUACAGUCAACACUCAGACCAAGGGAGAGACCCCUCUUUGGACAGCCAGUUUCAAUGGUCAUCAGAAAUGUAUGGAGCUCCUAAUCGAUGCUGGGGCCAAUGUUGAUGUACCCAGAGAGGAUGGAACGACAGCAUUGUAUGUAGCUGCUUGUUAUGGUCAUGUGAGGGCAGUGGAAUUAUUGAUUGCUGCUAAAGCUAGAGUUGACAUUCAAAAUGAGGAUGGAGGCACAGCAUUGUACAUGGCCUGUAGGAAUGGUCACUGUGGAGUUGUUAGAAUGUUGUUGGAGGCCAAGGCUGACGUCCACAUCAAGGCUAAUGACAACCAGACAGCUCUGUAUGCAGCCAGUCACCAGGGACAUGAUGAGGUAGUGAGGGUCCUCUUAGCAGCCAAGGCUACAGUCAACACUCAGACCAAGUGGGGAGAGACCCCUCUUUGUACAGCCAGUUUUUAUGGUCACCAGAAAUGUAUGGAGCUCCUAGUCGAUGCUGGGGCCAAUGUUGAUGUACCCAAAGAGGAUGGAGCCACUGCGUUGAUGGUAGCUGCUCAGAAUGGUCAUGUGAGGGCAGUGGAAAUAUUAAUUGCUGCAAAAGCUAAAAUUGACAUUCAAGCGAAGAACGGAGUCACAGCAUUGUACAUGGCCAGUCUACAGGGUCACUGUGGAGUUGUUAGAAUGUUGUUGGAGGCCAAGGCUGACGUUAAAAUCAAAGCUAAUAGCGGACAUACUGCCUAUGAUAUGGCUAGUAGGAAGGGACACACUCAAGUGUGUGAACUACUACACUGACUCUGUACCUUAUUAACUGUACUGUUACCAUGGCAGCUAGCCUCUGAUAGAUACGUUGAUUGCAAAUUUAUACACUACAUCAUUUUGUCUUAUAAUUAAUUUUUUUUUUCUAUAUACGGUUUCUCAUGUAUUUCACCAAGUUACAUUCUGAUCAUGUAAAACUUGAAAGUUAA